AUGCUUCUCCUCCUGGUGAUAGCUACUUUUGCUGCUUCUAGCACUGGCCAUAACUAUGAUCUCACCGUAUUCCCAGAGCAAUCACGAGAACUUGGACAUCGCGAAAGUAGGCUUCUAGCUGAGAGGAGUAUCGGCAUGUUGGAUCCUGUCACUGAGGAAGCCGUCCAACAACCAGAUGCUGUACUGGACGAACAUGAAGAGCCGGUGGUUCAUAAAAGAAAAAACGAGUUUAUUCGUUUUGGAAAACGCGGUGCACGGUUUGGACGAUCUGAUUCAACCGCAAAUGAGCCACAUGCUGCAAAGCGCAAGAACGAAUUCAUUCGCUUUGGCUGA
Molecule: messenger RNA, 333 nt
Organism: Cooperia oncophora
Lineage: Eukaryota; Metazoa; Nematoda; Chromadorea; Rhabditida; Trichostrongylidae
Source: the annotation of a GenBank genome assembly